CGCCGCCGCGGCCGCUCGCCUGCCUGUCCGCAACGCGCACGGACGCGAACAGCGCGGACGCUCUGUCGGCUUUCGAGCUUUCGAACCGCGCGACCACCACUUGACUAGUGCCAAACCUUCAGAUGUUGCGAUGUAACCGCCUACCGUAACCCAACCGUACUUAUGACAAGAUACAAUAAAACAAUUGUGAUGAUCAAAUGAAGGCGUCCAAAAUCGAAUUAGUUAAAGAUUUAACGUAGCUUAGUUAGCAUAUAUGCGAGACAGAGUUACUCGAUAGUUGUAGCUAUGACGUGCGCGGCGUUCAGCUGCGUUUGGACUAAAGAGGUAUAGGCGACAUGGCGGCGGUCGCCGGAUUGUACGGUCUGGGCGAUGAGCAGCGGGGCAGACACCGGCGUGGCCAAGCCAACGCCGAGCGCUCCGAGUCCCGGGAUGAUAACACCGAGGCGUCGCUGCCAAAACUAUACAACCAAGAAGAAGAGCAAGGCAAGCCGCCGCAAGGCGGUGUUGUCACCUUUGAGCCGAUACAGCAUGAUCAUGACUUUUGCGAGAGAGUCGUGAUCAAUGUAAGCGGCCUUAGAUUCGAGACACAACUUAGGACUUUAAACCAAUUCCCGGAGACACUCUUGGGCGAUCCAUCGCGCAGGAUAAGAUACUUCGACCCCCUUAGGAACGAGUACUUCUUUGACAGAAACAGACCGUCUUUCGACGCUAUCCUCUACUACUACCAGAGUGGCGGGCGGUUACGUCGCCCCGUCAACGUACCACUCGAUGUUUUCUCGGAAGAAAUUAAAUUUUACGAACUUGGUGAACAGGCAACCAACAAAUUCCGCGAGGAUGAGGGUUUCAUCAAGGAGGAGGAAAAGCCUCUCCCCUCAAACGAACGCCAACGCAAAAUCUGGCUGCUCUUCGAAUACCCUGAGAGCUCUCAAGCUGCCCGCGUCGUUGCCAUUAUUUCCGUCUUCGUCAUCCUCCUGUCCAUCGUCAUCUUCUGCCUCGAGACUUUGCCCGAAUUCAAACACUACAAAGUCUACAACACCACCACAAAUGGCACCAAAAUCGAAGAAGAUGAAGUACCGGAUAUUACUGAUCCAUUUUUCUUAAUAGAAACUUUGUGUAUCAUCUGGUUUACCUUCGAGUUGAUAGUGCGAUUUUUAGCAUGUCCGAACAAAUUCAACUUCUUCAGAGACGUGAUGAACAUAAUAGAUAUUAUAGCUAUUAUUCCCUACUUCAUCACGCUUGCUACCGUCGUUGCUGAAGAAGAGGACACGCUGAAUCUACCGCGCGCUCCGGUCUCGCCGCAAGACAAGUCAACGAAUCAGGCAAUGAGCUUAGCAAUCCUGAGAGUGAUUCGUCUCGUUCGAGUCUUUCGGAUCUUCAAGCUAUCACGUCAUUCCAAGGGUCUGCAAAUUUUAGGACGCACCCUCAAAGCUUCUAUGCGAGAACUUGGAUUGUUAAUAUUCUUCCUCUUCAUUGGUGUGGUGCUGUUUUCGUCUGCGGUGUACUUCGCGGAAGCGGGAAGCGAAAAUAGCUUCUUCAAAUCGAUACCUGAUGCGUUUUGGUGGGCGGUCGUUACCAUGACGACCGUAGGAUACGGAGACAUGACGCCUGUCGGUGUGUGGGGCAAGAUCGUGGGGUCGCUGUGCGCGAUCGCUGGUGUGCUUACGAUCGCGCUGCCGGUGCCCGUCAUCGUGUCCAACUUCAACUACUUCUAUCACCGCGAAACGGAUCAGGAGGAGAUGCAAUCACAGAACUUCAAUCAUGUGACUAGUUGUCCAUAUCUACCAGGCACCAUGGGUGAACCAUAUUUAGUUUCAGGACCAAUCAAGAAGACAUCUGUCAGCGAUGACUCCUCCUCCGAUAUGAUGGAGUUUGAUGAAUCAGCCCUCGUAACCGAUCCACACCUAGAGACCAACUUACGUCGGUUACGGGAGGAAGAACGGUUGCUUUUAGAACAGCAGGCAGCUAUGGAGGCGGCAGGCAACUGCGACGACAUCGCCACACUAGAACAUCUGGAUGCUCUGCGUCUCAACCAGAUGAAACAGCAUGAACUGAUGAAACAACAAGCUGCGUUGGCAAAACGCAACGCUCGCGCUCUUGCGGCGGACAACGCGCGCCGUGACCCGCGCCGGCGGGCGCCGUGCAAUGUGCGCGUGAACCAUCUCCACUGCGCUAGUGGCACGGACUCCAUCGAAACAGACGUCUGACCAACGGGUAAGGCGAGCGAGCCAGGCGUGUGGCGCGGCCGCCUGCCGGCGCGCUCGCCGCCCGCGUGCCACGUCUGAACUCGUCGCCACGGACUUUGUGCUUCUACGACAAUUACUUAGAAAAGUAGUCUCCGAUGUUAUUAUCUAUUAGUCUACGCUUGUACCAUAUGAGACCAGAUUUAGUAAUAGUUUGGUUUAUUCCCAUCUUUAAUAUUGUCCAUCUGGGGAUGUGCGGCUUUUUUACUUCCUUCUGGUAUCUGAUAUAGCUAUCAUAAGUAUGACGUUAUGAAAAACAUGGUCAAAAAAAGAAAACGUAUUUUAUUAGCUGCACCAGGAUUUUUUUUUAAUAUAAAAAAAUAUCGGGCUGAAGAGUCGCCACAUCCUCCGUAGUACGUCUAUCAUAAAAGAUGGAAACAAACCACUUAAACGGCUUAUACCGCUUCAACACUUUAUACACUUCGACACUUCUGUAAUAUUAGGAAUUGUUCUUCUGAAAUAUGUAAUAGAAAUAGGCCUACAUUAUAUCAUUAGAUGGUAAUAUACAUUAUUGAGACACUGAAACUGAUAGAUGACAAUAUUAAGGAUGUGACAAUAGCUAGGCAACUCAGUGCGCCUGCGAUCCCUGAGUAGGAAUUAUCUGAUAUGAACCAUGACUGGACAGCGACCUGUGCCGCCGUUGCGCUGUCGCAACGCGCGGGCGGCACUAACAUCACUAUGAGUAUUUCAUGAAAUUUUGAAUAAAUCAUGACUGCUUUCGGACCGACGAUUUCAUUGAAUUCAAAUCAUGCCUCAGUAGAUACAAGGCUUAUACUCCAACGGAAAGUGAUGCAGCGGAUAUAUUUAGGAAGAGAUGGUUUCGGCGAGGCAUUUAGAACGAGGUUGCAGACAACCUCGCAUGAAAACACAAAUUAUUUAUGUUACAUGUUGUAAAUCUAUAUAAUCACAACCGCGACCCCUGAAUCCUGUACAUAUGUUGUAACAGCCUCGGCAACCGAUCGGACUUCUGCAAACUUGUCCUUUAUAUGCCUUUAAAUAAAUAUAGAUAUACAUAUUUCAUAUAUAGCAGUUUAUUGAUGUUGUGUUAUUCAUAAGUGUGUUAAAUGUUUUAUUCAAAGGAAUGCAGAUGGUUGUGACAAGGUUGAAAUUGUUACUAGAAGUUAUGACUGGCGUAGAUAAUUGCAUAUCCAAAAAUAAACCGACAGGAAUGCUGUAGACCAAUAGCUAUGAUAGUCAAACUGUCAACGACUACGUUAAGGCAUUAUUGUUAUCGUUUAGUUAAUCGUUGAGCAAUAAAUUCAUAUCUAAAGCCUUUCCAAACGGUACAUUUCUCAUGAAAUCAGCGUAUUUUCAAUAAUUCAUCGGAUUAAAAACUUUCGAUAUUGGCUUGCUUUGAAAGCUGUAUUUUGUCUUCAAUACGCAAUGCAAUUUAGGCUCGUUAUGACGUACAUAUCUUAUGCGGGUAUUUGUGAGUUAUAUUUAAAAGUUGUUAAUGUGUUCGAAAAGUUUUUUGGUCGAAAUUUUCCAUUUGAAAUUUCGUCUCAUUGUCAAUUUGCUUGGGAGUAGGAAUAGAACGACUUGGCUUGGUUGCCGCACCGGUUGUUUUGUGAUCUCGGAACCUCGAUUUGCCAACUUCAUGGCAAAGCGGCAAACGGCUCACAAAACUGCUUAUGCGUCAACUCGACGGACUUGUUAAUUAUAGUAGAUGUUAAUAGAAUCAAAGAAUAAUUUCGCCAUAUCAUUAAACACAUGUCAUAGCGUUAAACAUUUAAGUAAAGUACAUGUUUAUUCUCUUAGAUUAAAGUAAAUUAGGAAUUAGUAGAUUAAGAUUGAAAUUAUUUAAUUACUAUUUCCACACUAUUGCCUAAUAUAUAAUGUCUCGAUUGGCGAACAGUCAAAUUAGAAAUGGAAUAAUUUUAAACGAAAUGUAAUGAAACAAAAGCUGCCAAAAUUAAACACUAUCGCUCAAUUUCUUUGAAAUUAAAUUUUUAAAUUUAUAUCAGAGUAGAAUAUAAGUACAUUAAUUAAUUGAUGCAUACGCUAUAUAAUAUACCUAAUAAUACAUAGAGGCUUAAAGAGAUUACGCUUUAAAAAUCAUUCAGCCACUUUAUAAAUUCUGUAUUUUACUGCUGGUUCGCAGAGUUCUAUUUGAAUCACUAUCGCUUUUCAUUCAAAAGUAUCAUAGAUAAAAAAACAUAAAUUUUUAGUGCGGCUGUUGAUAAUAAUAGUAUCCCUUGAGUCGGGAGUCUGAGCCCGUAAAUACUUCUGUAUAAAUCAAUAGAGCAAUGUGCGUAUGUAAAGAAUCCCGGAAUAGUUUUGGUUGUCAAUAAUAUUCCCAGUUUCCACAAUAACGCUCGGACACAAGCGCAUUCUCGCACGCGCCUUGUGUCUGUACGGUAAACGUUGUUUCAAUUAUUACGAGAGCUUCGGUAUUUUGAACGACAAUCUUGUUCAAAUCUAAACUUGGAUUGUACUGAAUUUUCAAUAAACUUAUUAUGGACAAUUUAAAAGAUGUUGUAGAUGUGAUAGACGGGACGAAAGCCUUCUACUUAGAAUGUUUACACUAUCGGCCAAAGGUCACCGAGGCUGUUGCAAGUACCGUCUAGUAUGAAUGUGUCAAUCUAUAUUAUGUGUUUAACUGUAGAUAUAUGUGUCUAUAUACUCAACUAGCGCACGGGUCCACUGACUGACGAGAUACAGGAAUAAAAUUAUGAGAAAGAUUGGAUAUAACGAAAAUGUUUAAUUUUAGCGUAUUAAGAAAUUAUUCUUAUCAAUAUGUACGGCGUUAAUGUCGAUUUGAUUUAUUUGCUACGAAUUGUUAUGUUGUUAAGAGAUAACGUUGCGGAAAAUAAAAAGACGGAGGUGCUAUUCUGUUCAAAAUUAUAAACGCUUUCCAAAUUGUAUUAGAAGCAGUUAAGGUAACAUUCGAGCAUCUUGUGGCGUGGGAUCUGGCCGUGACGUAGUUAUACAAUCGGGCCGGAGACGCGCCGAGGGCCAAGUCGGAUUCUGUAAGGCGAGACUGAGCUACAUUCCAAUGUUAUGUAAAUGAAAUGUGACGAAGUUACGGAUUGUGAAUUUCUCAUGUUGGCCAAAAUUGUAUUUACGCCGUGUUUAUAACGCGUAUUAUAAUUUUUGCUCAGUAUUACUAGUUGAUAUGAGGGCGAGAUUGUAAAGUCACGGACCCGCUGCGGAAUGUACAGCUGUUCGUUCCCUUUAUAUACUGGUUCAGAUCGAGCUAUAGAACAAACACUAUAUAGAUUCCAAUGUAUACAAUUAGAACAAUUUGGUGAUACAUGACGUAUAGUGGUUUAGACUGAAAGUUGAAAUAAUGCUAUCUUACUUUUUUCUCAGAUAUCGUUGUGUAAGCGAGUGGCAUUUUUUCAAGAUUCAAUUUAAAUUAUUGUCUUAUUGUAGAGAAAAUUGUAAUAAUAGUCAAAGAUCAAUUUGCGAAAUGGACAAAUUGUUAGUACCACAUAGAGCGAAUUUAUGUAGACAUGGCAUAUAAAGGGAACAAGCAUUAAAUCCAACUUCGUUUUAAAUGGCUCCAAAGAAUCUUGAAAAUUUCUUUCACUUCAAGAUUCUCUUAUAGUAGUUUACAUAUACCUAGAUUUCAGUGAAGGAAUCUUUUUUUUUCUAUCUCGUAGUUAGGGCGAAGUUGGUUACUAUUAAAUGUAUUAAGUCUGAAGAGACAGACUGUAUAUAAUAUGGUCUUUAGUGAACAACUGUAAUCAGUAAAAUUUUAUCUGUAUAUUUGUUUUAAGAUUUAUAGUUAGGUAUCUGCAAACCUUUUAGCGUUGUAUAUCUUGUGGAUAUACGUUUCGCUUGUUUGAUUGUUGUCGUUUGCUUCACGUGUACUCCGGAACUGGGCGGGACGCCGGCGCUGGCGCGGCUUGGCGCGCAUACACAAGUCUCGGGUUUAUUACAUUGACACAACAUUGAUCAUAUCGGUAACGUAGUUCUCAGUACAUCUCAACAAUAGCUGUAGAAAUGACAAACAAAACACAUCCCAAGUUUGUCACUUGCACACAAAUCAAAAUAGUUUGCUUAAGUGCCAUUCAGGUGAAUUUAUGUAAUAAAUAUGAAAGUAAAGAUUAAGGUUGAUGUUUUCUUGCAUGUGUACAAAAAGCCCGCAAUUUGCGUCAAUGCAGUAAACGCACUAAGCAAAAUAUCAAAUUACGUUUAUACACUUGCCCUCUCCGUCCAGGACAAAGCGUGUUCAUUCUAUCACUAAAUUAUAUAAAUAUAUAACCUUAACUUUAUUUCUAAAGUAUGUUCAAAAUAUCUAUAUUAUUUAAAUUUACAAGUAUUUCAGUUCAUCAUAAAAUAGGCUUCACUUUAAGAUAUAUCAUAUAGAACUGGAAUGAACGUUCAAAAGUUUAUCGCUUUUGUUUUUUUUGGUACAAAUUAAAUUGCAUUAAUAAGAGUGGAGUACUAGAUACAUACCUAAUCUCUCAUAAAAUUUAAGGUUUUAUAAUGUUAAGAGCUUUUCUAGUAUACUUAAAAAUGAGAUCUUAUGAGAUAUUCAGAAUUUUUCGCGGUAUAUCAACAUUUCCAUCCAGUAUUAUUAGAUAAAAUAGUUGUAAUAACAAUGCGAUAUCUUGCUCCUUAUAGUACGGUAAUUAAAUAGGUUCAAUUGGCAGUUUGUAUUUCUGAUUCAUAUCUGAAUUCUAUUAAGUCCCGUCGGUGGUCUGAGUUUCAGAGGGGCGUGAAUCGUUGCUAUUCUUUACUAUAGCUACCCUACGACCACAUAAUUCGAUAUAUUAGCAGCUUUGUGGCACAUUACUAAAACUUACCAAUACGAUACAAAAUACAUGUAACUAUUAACCGAUCGUAUUGUCAAUAUGUUUAGAUAAAAUAAUAACAGUAGUUCAUUUAUUCUCAUACACACAAUAUAACAAAAAUAAAGUACAUGUCAAUUUAAAGCUUUCACAAAGCUAACUGUUACUGAAAUACUUCCCAAAUUAAAUUACCAACUCAAAAUAGUUAUGCCUAUAUUUUUGUCGAUAAAGAUUAUUAGUAGGACUAUCAUUGAAUAUCAAUGUGGCCGAGAUGAAAUAGCUGUAUGGAAACAAGAUUAUGAAAUUCAAGUCAUAUUUUCUGGCAUUGGUGCUUCAGUCAUGGGAAUACUCAAGGCCGCUAAUAAAUCUAAUUAUGUAAUAUGUUUUUUGAAAUGUCUCGCGUCUGUGCCAAUACGCUUUACGAACAUUUAUAAUUUCUCACAGUUGUUUUUUUGAUCUAACGAUCAAUUUAAAAUUAAAUCGGCUCUGAAGCGAAAUCUUUAUACAUUUUAUUGAUUACAAUGAAACCUAAACACUCAGAGGUUAUGAGUUAAAGUUUCGGAUUCCACGUGAAGAUACGAUUAUAAAGUACGUGUUUAUUACACUUUUACUAAAGCAUAUUUUUCUUAAUUUUUUAUAAGUGUACACUAUAAUUUAGAACACGUAUUCCAACACAAUGCUACUGCUAAUUGCGGCGUGAGUGUUAUUUGAGUUUGGGCAUUUGGUGUUUUGCCAAUAAUUUAUGGUUGUAACAGCUAAACGGUAAACGAAUGAAGCGAUUUCGGUUGGGCGCCCGCAUUUCUGUCAAUAUAAAUAUAACGCAUGGCCGCAGCACUAACAUUGUGUAAAUAGUAUAAUAACAAACACUGUGACUUUGUUUGUUUCAAUUUCGGCAAACGUGAGUGUUUCUAAAAUCCACCGCUUAUCUUGGUCCCAACGCCCCGCAUUAUAAUUGACAACAUAGUAUUUUAAAGGGCAUGUCAUGUGUAUGUAAAACAUCCUGUUAGAAACAUGGUGUACGAUGAAUCAGUCUACAAUUACAUUGGUAAUGCAAUAACCGUUCAUAAUGAUACUUAUUGUUUUCCCAAAAUACACUAUUACACACGAACGCUUUACAAAUACUAGCCUUAACUAUACGCUAUAAUUUUGAACGAACUUGUAGAUGAAAUUAUGAAUGAUAACAAACAAAUUUAGAUUCAAACAGUGUUAGUUUAUAAACUACUAUCUUAUAUUGAGAUCUUAACCUAGAACUGUUAAUAUAAGUACACACUAAGUGUUAUUAUGAACGGGAUAUAUUGUCUGGGUAUAUACGUACUUUGAUAUGUACAAAAAUAAUUGUUGCAAUAUCAUGACUCCCUAAGAAUAGCGUUACUAUGUUGUCAUUUACACUUUUUUGCUAGGUUCGGUGGCGGCACUUGUAUUCAGGUAUGUGAAUAUGAACAAAUAUUUAAUAUCAACUCUGUAUCGACCUUAAUGUGGAAAAAUGGAUGCUACGAAUGGAUUGUUAACGUAACUUUAUCAGCGAUACAACACCGAUAUUUCGUAAGUUUUAGAUACUUCGUACUACUUGUUUAAUAAAUCGUCUAAUCUUUUUUAUUAUUGUAUUCCCAGAAACCCCUUCAAGGUAUUAUGUAUAUAUAGAUGCAAUGCGAAAUAAAAUACAAAUCACUGAAACAGUUUAUCGGUGUUGUUUUCAUCUGAUGCGAGUUUUGUGACCGUGUUCUUAAGCGCUACUUUAUACGCUCCUUAGUUUUUAAUGAUAACAUAAAACACCUGACAGCUUCGUGAGUGUUGUCUGAGAAUACGGACACACCUAAUAUAACUAAUAUAAUUAGUAUUGUCAUCUCGGAAUGUUGAGAAUCUUGCUGGGAAGCAGUGGCUAAUCUUUUAGACGUUAUGGUCUGUACGAGGUGACGAGUUGAAAUGUUCUCGGUGUGGAUUGAUCUGUAAAUGUCAAUUUGUGUAAUUGUUUUAUGGUACGCGACUUCGCUACCGAACCAUAUCCAUGCUUACCCUCCCGUGUGAUUGAAGCUUUAAGAAUACUUAUGUUUACAGCUACGCCGAGUUUUCUUUAUUCCUUAUACGUUGUAAAUCC
Zerene cesonia (dogface butterfly) is the source of this 9074-nucleotide messenger RNA. It is a transcript of the gene shaker, whose product is annotated as potassium voltage-gated channel protein Shaker. The transcript has 11 exons. Gene Ontology annotation, cellular component: membrane; voltage-gated potassium channel complex. The record is from RefSeq and is a predicted model, not a curated record. Gene Ontology annotation, molecular function: delayed rectifier potassium channel activity; protein binding. The coding region runs from base 336 to 2204 and encodes 622 amino acids. Gene Ontology annotation, biological process: protein homooligomerization; potassium ion transmembrane transport. Lineage: Eukaryota; Metazoa; Arthropoda; Insecta; Lepidoptera; Pieridae.